AUGGCAGACCCUUCCUACUCGCGGCUGCUCACCAGCUGCCAGCAGUUCAUCACCGACUUCUUCCAGCGGCGGCCGUUCCUCGCCACCUCGGCCGUGGGCCUCAGCCUCGCCGCCGUCGCGCACGUCGUCCGCUCCUACCGCGGCUUCCUGGCCCUCGGCCCCGGCGGUCUGCCCUACAACUUCCUGGGCUGGGCGAUCCAGGCCGCCGCGCAGCCGAUCGCGCGGCGCGACACCCGCGAGUCGCGGCCGUUUGCCGACCCCCGCGUCUUCGCCCGCUACGCGCCGCACGGCCGCACAAGCUUCCUAGAUGGCGAGGUGUCGGCGCGCCGCGGCGAGCGCCCAGACGUGCCGUCGUACGUCGCGCCUCAGAGACAGAUGACGGAGCAUGCCGACGCCUCGCGGAUCAAGGCGAUGAAGGCCGAGCUGGCCGGCAGCGUCGGGCAGCACGCGGAGCUGCUCGCGCUCGCGCCGUCGGGGCUUGAAGGGCCGAAGCAUCAGGCCCUGUGGAUUGGCGAGGCGGCCGGCAAGCCGGCGUAUCUUGCGAGGUCGACAAAGGGCGAGUUCGCCCACGUCCACCCAGAUGGGAGCUCGCACCUGAUCCUGAGCCUCGCCGAUGCCGAGACGGCAACAGCGAAGGGUUGGGUUGAAAGGCAUAUGCUCAGUGGCGUCACCCUCCCCCUCAGCUAUGUCCUCGUCUAUGCCCCGCGAGACGAAGAAGAAUUCCAAGUCUGGAAAAAGCUGCUGGCUGCCUCGAUUGCGUUUAACACUGCAUCGUCCAAGGCUGCAUAA
Cordyceps fumosorosea ARSEF 2679 is the source of this 789-nucleotide messenger RNA. RefSeq lists its product as hypothetical. Bases 1 to 789 code for a protein of 262 amino acids. NCBI's taxonomy places the organism in Eukaryota, Fungi, Ascomycota, Sordariomycetes, Hypocreales, Cordycipitaceae. The transcript has a single exon. The record is from RefSeq and is a predicted model, not a curated record.